UCCAGAACGGCAUCACGAGGGACUCCAGGCCCAGGAGAGGAGCAGGCAGGGUCACCUGCCACCAGCUCCUCAGCUGAAGCCACUCCGGGGAGCGACAGGUGGCCAGAAAACUCACCCGUCUCUGCUGCCUGCUGGCCAUGAGCGACCUCCUAUCGUUGGCGCCCAGGGGGUCCUUGGGCCUCCCCGUGAGCAGAGGCCCCCGGAGCUCUCUGGAGGAGGUUCCUGCCGCCGCUUCGGAGCCGCGGCACUGCCUGGGCAUCUCCCAUGCCUCCUACAGCGUCAGCAAUCGUGUCGGGCCCUGGUGGGACAUUGCAUCUUGCCGGAAGCAGUGGAACAGGCAGAUCCUCAAAGACGUCUCCUUGUACGUUGAGAGUGGGCAGAUCAUGUGCAUUCUAGGGAGCUCAGGCUCGGGGAAAACCACGCUGCUGGACGCCAUGUCCGGGAGGCUGCGGCGCACGGGGACCUUCCUCGGGGAGGUGUAUGUGAACGGCCAGGAGCUGCGCCGAGAGCAGUUCCAGGACUGCUUCUCCUACGUCCAACAGAGCGACACGCUGCUGAGCAACCUGACGGUGCGCGAGACCCUGGGCUACACAGCGCUGCUGGCCAUCCGCCGCGGCUCCCCUGGCUUCUUCCAGAAGAAGGUGGAGGCAGUCAUGGCAGAGCUGAGUCUGAGCCACGUGGCAGACCGACUGAUUGGUAACUACAAUUUGGGGGGCAUUUCCAGUGGUGAGCGGCGCCGGGUCUCCAUCGCAGCCCAGCUCCUCCAGGAUCCCAAGAUCAUGCUGUUUGACGAGCCAACCACGGGCCUGGACUGCAUGACCGCGAAUCAGAUAGUCGUCCUCCUGGUGGAGCUGGCUCGCAGGAACCGCAUCGUGGUCCUCACCAUCCACCAGCCCCGCUCAGAGCUCUUCCAGCUCUUUGAUAAAAUCGCCAUCAUGAGCUUCGGAGAGUUGGUUUUCUGUGGUACGCCAGUGGAAAUGCUUGAUUUCUUCAGUGGCUGUGGCUACCCUUGUCCUGAACAUUCAAAUCCUUUUGACUUCUGCAUGGACCUGACAUCAGUGGAUACCCAAAGCAAAGAAUGGGAAAUAGAAACCUACAAGAGAGUCCAAAUGAUUGAAUCCGCCUAUAAAACAUCAGCAAUUUGUCACAAAACUUUGGAGAAUAUUGAAAGAACAAAACACCUGAAAACAUUACCAAUGGUUCCUUUCAAAACCAAAGAUUCUCCUGGAGUUCUCGCUAAACUAGGUGUUCUCCUGAGGAGAGUGACGAGAAACUUAUUGAGAAAUAAGUUGGCAGUGAUGAUGCGUCUCCUUCAGAAUCUGGCCAUGGGUUUAUUCCUCAUUUUAUGUGUCCUACGGGUCCAGAGUGAUGUGUUAAAGGGCGCCAUCCAGGAUCGCGUGGGUCUCCUAUACCAGUUUGUGGGUGCCACUCCGUACACAGGCAUGCUCAAUGCUGUGAAUCUAUUUCCUGUGCUGCGAGCUGUCAGUGACCAGGAGAGUCAGGAUGGCCUGUACCAGAAGUGGCAGAUGCUGCUGGCCUAUGUGCUGCAUGUCUUCCCCUUCAGCAUCAUUUCCACCAUGCUUUUCAGCAGUGUGAGCUACUGGACUCUGAAUUUAUAUCCUGAGGUUGCCAGGUUUGGAUAUUUCUCUGCUGCUCUCUUGGUCCCCCACUUAAUUGGUGAAUUUCUAACUCUUGUGCUACUUGGUAUGGUCCAAAACCCAAACAUAGUCAACAGUGUUGUGGCUCUGCUGUGCAUUGCCGGGAUGCUUAUUGGAUCUGGACUUGUCAGAAACACACAAGAAAUGCCUAUUCCUUUUAAAAUCAUCAGUUAUAUUACAUUCCAAAAAUAUUGCAGUGAGAUUCUUGUAGUCAAUGAGUUCAAUGGACAGAAUUUCACUUGUGGCAGCUCAAAUGUUUCUGUGACAAUUAACCCAAUGUGUGCCUUCACUGAAGGAAUUCAAUUCAUUGAGAAAACCAGCCCAGGGGCAACAUCCAGAUUCACAACAAACUUUCUGGCUUUAUAUACAUUUAUUCCAGUUCUUGUCGUCCUAGGAAUAGUUGUUUUUAAAAUAAGGGAUCAUUUCAUUAGCAGAUAGUAAAAAAUAUUGCUAGGAAAGUGGAAUUUAAGUUGCCGGAUGUGUAUGACUGCUUUGAAUAUCUGAAAUAGGAAUGCCAUGUAUUUCUUUCUUGAUAGGACAUCUUAAGUCUUUUAACCAUUAAGACUCCAUUUGUGGCCGGGCGCGGUGGCUCACGCCUGUAAUCCUAGCACUCUGGGAGGCUGAGGUGGGAGGAUUGUUCG
Lemur catta (Ring-tailed lemur) is the source of this 2299-nucleotide messenger RNA. It is a transcript of the gene ABCG5, whose product is annotated as ATP binding cassette subfamily G member 5. The record is from RefSeq and is a predicted model, not a curated record. The transcript has 13 exons. Gene Ontology annotation, cellular component: plasma membrane. Lineage: Eukaryota; Metazoa; Chordata; Mammalia; Primates; Lemuridae. Gene Ontology annotation, molecular function: ABC-type transporter activity; ATP binding; ATP hydrolysis activity. The coding region runs from base 138 to 2096 and encodes 652 amino acids. Gene Ontology annotation, biological process: cholesterol homeostasis.